AACAACCUACUUAUUUAGCUAUAGUGUAGUAUAGAGACAAGCAUUAUUACAAUCAAAUUUUUAGUAGCCAGACUGCUUUUGUUGAGGAAGUUAAUUCUGUUUUUAUUAUUCAAUAUGUUAUUGCAACCAAUUUUGAAGAUAAAAAUAGUUUGUUAACUUAUUUUUAUUGAUUAAGAAAAAAAGCUUUAUACUAAAUAUUAAUAAGGUUAUUAUAACGAAACAGAAAAACAAUUUAGAGAACAAAAAUGUACUGCAUUAAUGUUUUAACAAUUUACUUUUUGAUGUGCAUUCACCAUGCAAUAUCAAUUUCUUUAAAUGGGAAAUGGAAGGGCUAUGUUGUAUCAACAGAUAUAAAAUUCUCAGCUGAAAUACCAGGUGGUAUUUAUAGUGAUUUAGAAAGAGCUGAAUUGAUUGAAAAAAAUUUAAUAGGUUUUAAUGAUGUAAAUAAUAGAUGGAUAGCUAAUAAAUCCAUUGCUUAUACAAAAAGCAUUGAAGUGAAUAAUACAUUUUUUGAAGCACCUUAUGUAGUUCUUAUUUUAUAUGGAUUAGAUACGUUUGCUACAGUUUAUAUUAAUAAUGAAGAAGUUGGAAAAACAUCAAAUAUGUUUCUAAAAUACAAUUUUGAUAUUAAGCAAAAAUUAAAGUUGGGUAACAACGAAUUGAAAAUAGUUUUUGAAUCAUCAGUCAAAGUUGCAGAAAAUCUAUAUGACAUUCAAAGUUUGGAAUAUGUUGUCCCACCUAAGUGUGUUCCAAAGGAAUAUAAUGGAGAAUGUCACGUAAACCACAUACGAAAAAUGCAAGCUAGUUACGGAUGGGAUUGGGGUCCAGCUUUUCCAUCUAUGGGUAUCUGGAAGGAAGUAGAACUGCAACCUGUGCAGAAUGCAUUGGUAUCUGAAGUUACGACUGAUGUGCAUAAAAAAAGUAACUUGUGGCAAAUUGUUAUUACAGUAUUUUUUGAAACUUUUGGCAAAAAAAAUACAGUUAUCGAUAAACCCACUCAUAUAAUUUGCAAAUUUGAAGAACUUUUUUUGAAUGAUAGUUUAUUUACAAAUCUAAAAGUUAGAAAUAAUCUCGCUAAAGCAACUGUGAUAUUAGAUAUACCUGAUGACAAAGUUCAAAGGUGGUGGCCUAAUGGAUAUGGCGAACAAAAAUUAUACUUACUUGAUGUUAAAAUAAUAAUUGAUACUGAUGUAACAGAGAGAAAAAUCAAAGUUGGAUUUAGAACAGUUGAGCUAGUACAGGAUCGACUGGAAAAAGGAAUGAGUUUUUAUUUUAAAAUCAAUAAUAUACCUAUUUUUGCAAAAGGAAGUAAUUGGAUUCCUUCAAGUGUAUUUCCUGAAAACUUAUCAAGAAAAGAGACUCUGCAAUAUUUACUGAAAUCUUCUAAAGACACGCACAUGAAUAUGUUGAGGGUUUGGGGUGGUGGUGUUUAUGAAUCAGAUCUUUUUUACAGUUUAGCUGAUGAGUAUGGAAUCAUGAUUUGGCAAGAUUUUAUGUUUGCUUGUAAUAUGUACCCAACUACUAAAAAAUUUCUUGACAAUGUUAAAGAGGAAGUUAGACAAAAUAUGAGACGAUUAAAACAUCACCCAAGUAUAGUUUUAUGGGCUGGAAAUAACGAGAAUGAAGCUGCUCUUUAUGGGAAUUGGUAUGGUACUGGAAGUGCACAAAUUUAUAAAGAUGACUAUGUAAAACUUUAUGUCGAUACAAUUAAAAAUGAAGCCACAAUCAUUGAUCUUACAAAUCCGUUUGUGGUAUCCAGUCCAAGUAAUGGAUUAUAUAGUGAAGAAAAAAAUUAUACAGGAUCAAAUCCUUAUUCCAAUAUUUAUGGAGAUGUUCAUUACUACAACUACUUGAGGGACAGUUGGGAUAUCAAUCAAUAUCCAGUGACAAGAUUUGCAUCUGAAUAUGGAUUUCAAGCAUUACCUUCAAUUUACACUAUAAUGCAAGCUACUAAAAAUAUCAGUGAUUUGCAAUUGGACAGUUCUUUUAUGAAGCAUCGCCAACACUUGCCUCAAGGGUAUAAUUUCAUGAAACUCUUGAUUUCUAAAAACUUGGAAAUACCUAAAAGUAAUAACACAAUAAGAGAAUUAAUGGAUUAUAUAUAUCUGAGUCAAGUGACUCAAGCAGUUUCAAUGAGAAUACAAACAGAAUCAUACCGUCAAAUGAAAAGCUUAUUUAACGAAGUUGGCGAAGGUAUGACAAUGGGUGCACUAUAUUGGCAAUUGAAUGAUGUUUGGCAAGCCCCAUCUUGGUCUUCAAUUGAUUUUAGUGGUCGAUGGAAGAUGUUACAUUACUAUGUAAAAGACUUUUUCUCUCCAAUUAUUAUAACAUCACGAUUAACUAAAGCUAAUGAACUUUUGUUAUAUGUUGUAUCAGAUGUAUUAAAAACUUUAGAAAAUUUAACUAUAGAAAUAAUUGUUUAUGAGUGGAAAAGUGCAAAAUCAAUUCACACUACUGAGCUAACUAAUAUCACAGUAAAACCUAAUGAAUCACGACUCAUAAGGCAGUACUGGCUAGACGUUUUUUUGGAAAGAGCUGGAUGUGGAUCUUUAGCAACAGCCAAAGAAAACUGCAUGCUUGAAUUAAUUCUGAAAGAUGCUAAAAGCAACAAAAUAGCUCCAUCAAAUUAUGUAUAUCCAUAUCCAUUGAAAAAGGUUGCUUUACCGGAUGGUUCUAUUAAGAUCAAAGUUAAACCAGAAGCCGUUCCAAGUCGAUUACAAAACCAAACUGAUUUUCAAAUAGAAGUAACUGCCGAAAAAUUAGCAUUAUUUGUUUGGUUAGAAGUAGGAAAUAUAAAUGGACGAUUUUCUGAAAAUGGAUUUCAUUUGUUGCAAGGGAAGAAAAACAUUACGUUUCAUACCUCUCAACCAAUAGCAGUAAAAGAUAUUACGAAUAAUCUUAUAGUCACAUCUCUUUCUCGAAUUUACGAUAAUAAUCUUCGAAUAUCAGAUGUGCAAAUCGUUAUUAAAGAACUUAAUAAUAAUGGAGCUUAAGAAUAUUUAUCAAAUAUUAUUCAAAAUUAGUAUAAUGAAUUUCUGAAUGUAUAAAUAAAUAUUUUUCUUUUAAAUAAUAAUACGUACAUUUUA
This is a messenger RNA of Nasonia vitripennis (jewel wasp), 3086 nucleotides long. It is a transcript of the gene beta-Man, whose product is annotated as beta-mannosidase. Gene Ontology annotation, molecular function: beta-mannosidase activity. The record is from RefSeq and is a predicted model, not a curated record. The transcript is spliced from 10 exons. The coding region runs from base 246 to 2993 and encodes 915 amino acids. Lineage: Eukaryota; Metazoa; Arthropoda; Insecta; Hymenoptera; Pteromalidae. Gene Ontology annotation, biological process: glycoprotein catabolic process.